Cryptomeria japonica (Japanese cedar) is the source of this 2533-nucleotide messenger RNA. RefSeq names its product multicopper oxidase LPR1. The coding region runs from base 456 to 2195 and encodes 579 amino acids. Gene Ontology annotation, molecular function: oxidoreductase activity; copper ion binding. The record is from RefSeq and is a predicted model, not a curated record. The transcript is spliced from 6 exons. NCBI's taxonomy places the organism in Eukaryota, Viridiplantae, Streptophyta, Pinopsida, Cupressales, Cupressaceae.
UGUAUAAAUUUUAUUGGUAUAUAGAAUUUCCACUGUUUUUUGUGGAAAAACUUGUUCGCGUGGUUUCCUCGUGCUCGCUUCUGUUCUUCUCAAACCCUCCCCGUGGUUACAGCUUAGGAUGCCCCUUUAAUCACUGGAUAAAUGACUUGCCACUUGUCAUUUUUGUAUGGUUAAGCUUUUCUGAGUUGAUGUCUGAUUUUGCUUUUACCCUAUGUACUCGCUAGGGCUGUUCAUGGGACCCUCCGGUUGACCUCAAAGUCCUUGCUAUGUGGAUAAAUUAGCUCUAUUAUUUAUAAAUUUGUGAAGCAUUGGAGAUGCUCACACAGAACAAUGUCUUCUGAGAUGUGUUUUUUCAGGGCCUGAAAAUUGCAGAUUUUUUUGGGGACGAGCUGGGAACACAGUAAAGAUUCAAAAGCCAAAAGAUCGCACUGAAAGGUAAAACAUUAAUCAGGGCCAUGGCGAUGAAGAUGAAGGUGGCGCAACUGCAUAUUGUGCUAUUAUUGUGUGCCUUUUUGGGAGGCAGCAGGGCGAGAAAUGUGACUGAGGACGAACUACUGCAGGUAGCCUCGUCUCUCAAGAUGUUUGUGGACGAGCUUCCGGACAUGCCCAGGCUCCAAGGAUUCGUUCCCCAGGGCCAAGAUUUCAAGCCUGCGGAGCUUCGCAUUGGCAUGUUCGAGAAAAAAUGGAAAUUUCACAGAGACCUUCCGGCCACGACCGUGUUCGCAUAUGGAACAUCGAAAGCUGGUGCCACGGUGCCCGGUCCUACGAUCGAAACCCUGCAAGACGUAGAGACGCUUGUAACAUGGGAGAAUCACCUGCCUUCUCGGCAUAUUUUGCCCUGGGACUCUUCCGUUAUGAGCGCCAUUUCUAAAAAUGGCGGAAUCCCGACAGUUGUGCAUCUUCACGGCGGAAUUCACGAGCCCGAGAGCGACGGAAACUCGCUCGGCUGGUUUACAGCAGGGUUUAAUCAGACUGGCCCGGCCUGGAAGAAGCCUGCAUACCAUUACAGUAAUGUUCAGCAUCCAGGUAACCUUUGGUACCAUGACCAUGCCUUGGGGCUUACCAGAGUUAAUAUCUUGUCCGGACUUCUUGGCGCUUACGUUGUUUCCAACCCCGAUGUGGAAAAGCAUCUCAACCUGCCCACUGGUCGUCGAUAUGACCGUCAUCUUGUCGUCUUCGACCGGAGCUUCGCCCGUGAUGGAUCUCUUUACAUGAACAACACCGGCAACAACCCGUCGAUUCAUCCCCAGUGGCAGCCAGAGUACUUCGGAGAUGCCAUAAUAGUGAACGGCAAGGCUUGGCCUUUCUUGAAGGUCAAGAGACGAAAAUACCGCUUCAGAAUCAUAAAUGCCAGCAAUGCUCGGUUCUACAAUUUUGCGUUAAAUAAUGGACUUUCUAUCAUCCAAAUAGGCUCAGACUCUGCAUACUUGCAUAGACCUGUGAUCGUGGAUUUUUUGCUGCUUGCGCCCUCAGAAAUUGCAGACAUUAUCAUCGAUUUCAGCAAUUCAACCACAAAUGAAGCAAUUCUCACAAACAGUGCAGUGUAUCCUUAUCCUUCCGGGGAUCCAGUUGAUGAUCUCAACAGCAAAAUAAUGAAAUUCAUCAUUGAAAAUGCAGUGACGAAGGAUCCAAGCCAUAUACCGAAAAGGCUGAUACGGUACAGUAAGCCUGCGGAGGAGAAAAUAGCGCAGACACGCUAUAUUGCCAUGUACGAGUAUGAAAGCGCUACAGGCGAGCCGACUCAUUUGUUCAUGAACGGUAUGCCGUACAGUGCUCCGGCUACAGAGACUCCAAAACAGGGCACCAGCGAAAUAUGGCAUGUAAUCAAUCUCACAGAGGAUAAUCAUCCCCUUCAUAUUCAUUUAGGUUUGUUCGUCGUCAUCAAGCAGACAAAGCUUCUGAAUCUGGACGAGUUCAGUGAUUGCAUGACCCAGAAAAAUGAUGCAGUCAAGUGCGAUAUACAGAAGUAUGCCAAAGGCAGAAGCUUUGCUGCUCCUCCUAAUGAAAGAACUUGGAAGAAUGUGUUCAAGAUGCGCCCUGGAUUCAUGACUACAAUUCUUGUCAAAUUUUCUUUCAUCCAUUCUAACGAAUCUUAUCCCUUUAAUGCCACUGCUGAACCAGGCUAUGUCUAUCAUUGUCAUAUUUUGGAUCACGAAGACAACGAGAUGAUGCGGCCAUUAAAGAUGAUUUCCUGAACAGACAGAAAAUAGAUCACUGAUUAUAUGUUUGUCUACUCUAAAGUAAAUAAUUGAUUACUGUUGCUCAAGGAGUUGUAUAUCAGAGUCCUUGGUGCUUAUAUAUUAUAUAAUCUUUCAAAUUUCGAGUCAUAAUCUCUUUCUUUCACAUCCAAAAAAGAGUAAGAAGCAUAGAUUUGUUCCCUCUACUGUAUUAUUCAUAUUUAGUGUGAAGUUUUCUGCUCUUUUCCCUUCCAUUUAAAGUUCUUUCCUGGUAUGUUUGGAUCCAAGUUUACCAGUGAAAGCCUUUGGUUCAGUGUUUCAGAAAUUUUAAUGGAGGCGGCGAAAUUUAAUCACCA